This is a messenger RNA of Adineta ricciae, 3150 nucleotides long. Lineage: Eukaryota; Metazoa; Rotifera; Eurotatoria; Adinetida; Adinetidae. The record is from the annotation of a GenBank genome assembly.
AUGACUAUUGCUUGGCUUGGGACACGAUGUGAUUGUGCAUGCUAUGAUGUUCAUAUAUAUAUACAUAUUCUGUUUUUGUUUUCUAUUCAUGGAAUCAGCCAUCAUCAUCAUCUUCUUCCACGAUGGUCAAAUAUCAACUAUACCGUCCAGCAGAUCAUCUCUGAACGUAUGCAUAUCUACGAGAAUCUUCACCGGCAUCAAAUGAUAAAAGGUCCAAGAAAUCGAAACAUGGUUCGAAAUCAAGCUCAAGAGAUCGUGAAGGUAGUAGCAAUGAUAAGCGAAAUACAGAAUACACAAAUUCUCUUUCAUUUAGAAAAAUCGCGAAAACAUAAGAAGAAACAUCAUCAAUCGAAGAAAAGUUCAGCCGAGAAGCGUGAUUACAAUGAUGAUGCGCCUCCAUUGCCGCCCGAUGAGACUAUACCGCCACCGCCGCCGCCACCUUUACCUCUUUCGAAUUCUCUCGACGAGACCGAAGAGAGUUCGACAACAAAUGAUUUAGUUAUGAAAACGAAUUUACCGUUGUCACGGUCACCACCACCUGUCAUGCCAAACAUCUUACGUCAAGGCUCUCGUCCACGUUUGAUUGCGAAGGAACAAUUGGUUCCAUCUCCUGUCAUGCAAUGCAAUGAAACCAAUGAAAAUAGCAAAUCUUCUCCAACAUCUACAACAAACACAAAUCACACAGAAGACUUAGCGGCGAAAAAGUUUGAAGAACAAUUAGCUUUACUUGAUGCUACCUCGUCGAAAUUAACGAUGAAUAAUUGGGAGCAGUCAAGUGAAGGAAGCGAAGGAGAUGAACAAAUCGAACGCAUUUGUCGAAUGAAUAAUACGGGUAGCAUCACGGGACCCAUCCAAUUCAAAUUUAAUCGUACACAACAUUUACCGUUGAAAACAUCUGCAGUGUCGAAUGAUGUGGCAAAUAAUGAAGAAGAACCUGAACCAGUUGUAAUGUCGACAAGAAAGAAACGUUUACACAAACCAAAUGAUCCAACAACGGGCUCUCAUUCAUCAUUGUCAGGUGAUGAGAACGAAAAAGCAUUGCAAAACAAAAAACAAAAGACAUCUGAGAACGAAUCAAGUGAACCUGUGACAACGGAUGAACAACAAACAGCACCAGUAACUGCAGAUGGAGAUGAGAAGCCUGUAGCAGUUAAAAGUGAAGAACCAGUUGCUUCAACGACAGUCGAGAAGAAAUCAGAGGAAGACGACAAUGGUGGCGAUCGUAAGCAUGGCUCUCGAUCAUCAUCAGCAUCGUCAAGGUCUCGAAGGCAUAGUAGUCAUCGAAGACAUCGAAAUCGUCGUCGUCGUCGUCGUCGACAUUCAUCUUCAUCAAGUUCACGCUCUUCCUAUUCAAGUACAUCGUCUGAUAGUUCUCGUUCAUCGUCCAGUCGAUCACAUCGAAGACGGCGACGCCAACGAUCACGUUCAUCUCGUUCGUCGUCACGUUCGUCCACUAGCUCAAGUGAUAAUCGUUCGCGGCAGAGUAGUCGAAGCAGCCGUCGCUCCUCUCGUUCCUACUCUCGGCGACGUUCAUCGAGUUCUCGAAGUUCUCGUUCGUCGACAUCAUCACAAAGUUCAAAUAGUCGAUCAAGAUCUCGUAGUCAUAAUCGAAAAACAUCACGACGUUCCAAUAAUGGCCAUCAGCUACAAUCACAUAACAAUGGAAAAGGACGAGGAGGUGCAGCGCGUCGUGGUCGUGGUGCACGAAAUGGUCCACGUGGUCGUCGUGCUCGAUCAAAUGACAAUUUACGUCGAUCACCUCCAACGAAUCGCAAUGGAAACAAAUAUAAUGGCCCACUGGGUGGUGCUGGUAUUCGUAAGCUACCAAAUAAUAAGCAGCCGCGUGUGCUUAUUGCUGCAACACCAAAACUUCCAAACAGCGAAGAGAAUGUUGAUGAAACAGCAGCUACAUCAACGACGGGGGUGUCCAGUGAAGAAAAUAAAGUGGAACCGAUUAUUCUAACUACCAAUCAAAAUCAACAACGAACCAUUGGACAGAAGAAAAAUGUCAAAGGAAAGAAUAAACAACAAACACCAGCGUAUUCGUUGAAGAAAGAAGAAAAUGAAGAUAUGGAGCAAGACGAUGAUGAUCCAAUUAUUGGUCCAAAACUGCCGCCCGAGUUCGAGAAAAAGAUCAGUAAAGAUCAUUCGUUUACUCCACCGGAUAUGGAUGACCCAGAUAACAUUGAAAUGCUCAAUGACUUAAAAUAUCGUGCUGAAAUCCAUGCAGCUAAAAAUCACGGAUUGAUUACUGAGAUUCAAGCACAACAAUUGAUUGAAGAACGUGAGACUCAGAGACAAUUGGCAGAUUUCCCACUCAUCCAAAUGCCGAUCAUGCCAUCACCUGCAAUUUCUUCAAUGCCUUCGUUUAUUGUCGCUGCGCCUAAUCCUGUCCUUACUAACUAUCAUCAUCUUCAAGUAGCAUCAGCCACUGUGCCACAAAUAGCAGCUAAUCCUGAUACAUCUUCCGUAACACUUGAACAACAACAACAACAGCAGCAGCAGCAACAGUUACAGCAACAGCUACAGCUACAUCUACAGCAGCAGCAGCAACAACAACAAUCUCAAGUACAAUCACAAACAUCUGUGUCACCUAACUCAGCAGCUUCUAGUGGUGGUGAAAGUUGUUCAACACCUGGUCAAACGACGCCAAACGGUACAACCAAUGUAUUAACACAAGACGGACAACCGAUGAUGAUUCAAACUGCAACUAAUGGCAGUCCACAAUUAGUACAGAUUGCUCAACCAGCACAGCAGUUAUAUAUGCCCAUGCAAGCUGCUGUUCAGCAGCCACGCGUCGUUGCUGUACGAACGCCGCAAGGUGGCCUUCAACAUUUCAUCGAAUAUCCGACUGCUCAAUUAUUGCAAGCGCAACAGUCCCAACAGCCUCAAUUUAUUCAACACAACGGUCAACUUGUGCAAGUUAUCCGACCAUCAGUAGCCUAUUCUGCGCCCACAUUUAUGCAACAAAUACAACUACAGCAGCAACAACAGCAAGUACUUGCUGCCCAACUUCAAGCUCAACAGUUGGCUGCCAUGCAGCAAACAGGUGGUGCUGUGUUAAUGCAAAAUUCAGCUGGGCAACUUGUGCUUGCUCAACCAAAUCCGCAAGCGAUGCGAGUUGUUCAAAUUCCUUAUGUACCUAAAUGA